AUCCAAGCAGCGUGUGUUUCCAUAGAUUGAAUGAUUGGAGUCGCCAUUCUAACUUCUCCUUCCUCGAUCAACACCAAAUUCCAACCCUUCGACAUUUUUGCUCAGACAUACUUUCUCUCCUCGAUCUGACUCAUCUAGGGUCCCAAAUCUGCACGUCUUGUGCGCUUUCACAGUUCUAGCGGACCAUCAUGUCUUCAACAGGACCACCAGAAACCCCGACUACCCAUGGCAAACCCUCAACAGCUGAAGCCUCGGUGUCGAGGAAAUCCUACAGACGAAAAUACCGCAAGAUCAUGGUGACAUUCGAAGAAGAAACAAAGGAGAGCAACAACUUGUUCCGAGAAGAACAAAGAAUCAAUGAUAUUUCCCAACGCCUCGCGGAACAAACAGAUCAACUGCUCCAGCUUCUCGUCGAACUCAACUCUUUACCUCAAGUACCGCGAAGCCUACGCUACGAUUUGACCCCGCCAGGGCAUACCGCCGCACCAGAUCCAUACCCAGAAGAAUAUCUAGAUGAUGAGGACGGACAUUUCAGACUACAAAAGGCCAGGAUUCUGCUACAAUUACGUGAGAUCAGCAAGGGAGAGUACCACGCGAUUGAAGAGGAGUUGUUAAAGUCGGAAGAGUUCAAACCCAGUCUCUCAUACAGUUCUCUGCUCCAGAUAGCCCCAGACCAAACAUCUCACGACAAGACCGAUGGUGUUCAAGAUGAAGGCAUUGGAUUCAUUACGACGCGGGACGAAGAGCAAUACUUGCAAGCCCUAGACAACUUUCUGGAUGAGAAGGACAGCAACCCACGGGCACAUGUGGCUAAUCACCUGGGCAGUCGUGGUGCAGAUCGGACUAUCCAGAUGGAACGAGAGAUGCAGUUGAAAAACCCGGUCUCGGUAUACAACUGGCUUCGCAGACACCAACCCCAGGUGUUUCUUCAAGACAAUGAACCUACCUCAGAAAAACCAACUCGCGCCACGGCAUCCAGGAGUUCGGCCAGGAAGAGUACCGGCGCUGCCAAUUCUUCUUAUGACCAAUGGAAACGCGAUGCAGACAAGUACGACGAUGUGAUUGCCCCCAACUCUGCAGCUUCGUCCAAAGGGAAACGAAAACGAGACCAAGAUGGAGGCUAUCGCCCCAAGGGAGGGAAUGCUCGAGGCACCAAGCGAAAGAAGGAGCCUAAAGAGGAGACUGCUCGUAGCAAACGGGCCAAGAAGGCUUCGAUGGGUUGAGGGCAGAGAUGAUUUUGAUAUAGACCUGGCCUGGUCUUAUCAAAGCCUUGUAAUUUUAGUCUACAUGUGUUACGAACUAGUUAUCGGCCGAGGCCUGCGAGUGCUAUCGCACCGAGAGAGAAGCGUCAUAAAAUGGAAAAGUCUUCUCUGGUA
Messenger RNA from Exophiala mesophila, 1376 nucleotides. RefSeq lists its product as uncharacterized. The record is from RefSeq and is a predicted model, not a curated record. Lineage: Eukaryota; Fungi; Ascomycota; Eurotiomycetes; Chaetothyriales; Herpotrichiellaceae. Gene Ontology annotation, biological process: chromatin remodeling. Gene Ontology annotation, cellular component: nucleus; Ino80 complex. The coding region runs from base 189 to 1223 and encodes 344 amino acids. The transcript is spliced from 3 exons.